AUGGGAAAACCCCCAACUAUUGAAAGAUUUUUCAAGAGGAAAAAUUCUGAGCCUGAGGUUAAUAAUCAGGAGACUCAGGCUUCAAAUAGUCCUCUUAAUUCCAAUACUCCCAUUGCUGUGACUGUUGAAAGUCAAUCUAGAAAAUCUCCAAGAAUCGAAACAUGUGUCAAUUCAUUAGAGCGAGAUCCUGGAUUACGACCUCCAAUAUGGGAUUAUCCUGUUGAUAAGCGUGAUGAAAUUAGAAGAGCUUAUAUCAAGGCUGGCCCAUAUCAAAUUAUUCUUUCAAAAUAUCCAAAAUCCAAAGAAAAGCAUCCGCGAAGUUUCCAAUCAUCAUGGUUUAAGUUAUUUCCUUCAUGGUUAGAAUACUCUCCCGAAAAAGAUGCUGCAUUUUGUCUACCUUGUUACUUGUUUCGUCCACAAGGAGGGCCUUCUAAUAUUGGUGCAUUUUCGAUUAAUGGAUUUCAAUCAUGGAAGAAAGUAAAAAAUGGAAAAAAUUGUGCGCUUUUGACCCAUGUUGGAAAGGAUUUGAAUUCUUCUCAUCGCAAUGCAGAACGAGCAUGUGAUGAUCUUAUGAAUCAAGAAAUCCAUAUUGCUCAAAGGUUAGAGAAAUUCACAUCUCAACAAGUUCAAGAUAAUCGACUCCGCUUGCAAGUUUCAAUUAGUGUUGCUAGGUGGCUAGCAUUUCAAGCUAUGGCGUUUGGAGGUCAUGAUGAGACCAAAGAUUCAUUGAAUGGUGGAAACUUCAAUGAAUUAGUUAGUUUCAUAGCCUCUUAUAAUGACAAAGUAGAAGAAGUGGUGUCAAAUGCUCCAAAAAAUACGACAUAUACAUCACCAAGAGUGCAAAAAAAAAUUUUAAAUGUCUUUUCUACUAAAGUGAAGAAUGCUAUUCGUGAAGAAAUUGGUGAUGCAAAAUUUUGUUUGAUUGUUGACGAAGCUCGAGAUGAGUCUAAAAGAGAACAAAUGUCUAUAGUGCUGAGAUUUGUCGACAAAAAUGGUCACGUUCGAAAGCGAUUCUUUGGCCUUGUACAUGUUAAAGACACUGCAGCACUGACAUUAAAAGAUGGAAUUUGUUCUAUUUUAUCUCAUCACAGUCUUGAUAUACAAAAUAUAAGGGGACAAGGUUAUGAUGGUGCAAGUAACAUGCGAGGAGAAUGGAAUGGGUUGCACGCCUUAUUUCUGCGUGAAUGCCCUUAUGCAUACUAUGUUCAUUAUAUGGCUCAUCGUUUACAAUUGGCACUAGUUGCUGCAUCAAGGGAAAUUAUUCCUAUCGAACGAUUCUUUUCCAAGUUGAAUGUAAUCAUCAAUAUUGUCGGCUCCUCAUGUAAGCGCAGUGACCAAUUAAAAGAUGCUCAUGCUUCAAAUAUUGCCUAUUUACUUUCAAUUGAUGAGCUUGACAGUGGUAAAGGUAAAAAUCAAAUUGGUACUUUACAAAGAGCCGGUGAUACUCGUUGGAGGUCUCAUUUAAAAUCUGUUUCAAGUUUGUUAAAUAUGUAUAGUGCUACAUGUGAAGUUUUAUUGAAUAUUAUUGAUGAUGGAGUCACAUCUGCUCAACGAGGAGAUGCAGAUGCUGCAUAUGAGGCACUGAACUCAUUUGAGUUUGUUCUCAUUUUGCAUAUUAUGAAGAAAAUUCUUGAGAUAAGUGAUUUACUUUGUCAAGCUUUGCAGCAUAAAUCUCAAGAUAUUUUAAAUGCAAUGCAGCUUGUUUCUUCAACUAAGUUGCUAAUCCAGAACUUGCGAAAUGAAGGAUGGGAUGGGCUACUUUCGGAUGUGAAGUCAUUCUGUGAGAAGGUUAGUAUACCACUUCCAAAUAUGAGUGAUAGGUAUGUUGGAAGGAAUGGAAGGGCUCGUCAUCAACAAGAUCAUUUUACGGUUGAGCAUCAUUACAAGAUUGAUAUUUUUCUUGCUGUGAUAGACACUCAAUUGCAAGAGUUGAACGAUAAGUUCAAUGAGAAAACAAUGGAGUUGCUUGUGCUUAGCUCAGCGUUAGAUCCAAAGGAGAUGCGUAUAUCAAUGAGGAUUGAUGAUAUAUACAAGUUGGUACAAAAAUUCUAUCCACAAGAUUUUGCAGAAUAUGAGAUGGCUCAACUAAAGAUGCAAUUUGAGCAUUUCAGUCAUGAACGUCAACAUCCAAUGUUUGAAUCAUUGUCUACCAUUUCUGAUUUGUGUGAAUGGUUGGUAAAGACACGAAAAGCAGACGUAUAUCCUCUUGUAUAUAGAGUGGUGACUCUUAUUCUAACACUUCUUGUUUCUACGGCAACAACGGAACGAUCAUUUUCAGCUAUGAGUCUUGUGAAAAAUAGACUUAGAAACAAAAUGGAAGAUGAAUAUCUCUCAUAUUGUUUGAUAUUGUAUAUUGAGAAAGAUAUAUUGCUCGUAGUAUUAGUUUAG
Molecule: messenger RNA, 2388 nt
Organism: Daucus carota subsp. sativus
Lineage: Eukaryota; Viridiplantae; Streptophyta; Magnoliopsida; Apiales; Apiaceae
Exons: 1
Coding region: 1-2388 (795 amino acids)
Molecular function (GO): protein dimerization activity
Source: RefSeq, a predicted model, not a curated record